Scomber japonicus (chub mackerel) is the source of this 1920-nucleotide messenger RNA. RefSeq names its product TBK1 binding protein 1 (gene tbkbp1). Bases 1 to 1920 code for a protein of 639 amino acids. Gene Ontology annotation, biological process: canonical NF-kappaB signal transduction. The record is from RefSeq and is a predicted model, not a curated record. Gene Ontology annotation, cellular component: cytoplasm. The transcript has 9 exons. NCBI's taxonomy places the organism in Eukaryota, Metazoa, Chordata, Actinopteri, Scombriformes, Scombridae.
AUGCAGUCUCUGUUUGGCGGAGGGGAGCUGGGGCUGCUGGGAGGAGGCGGCGACGCAGGGGGUCUGAAGGAGGAUGGCUGUGGCAGCGUGGCGUGGCGCUCGUCUCCUCUGCCCCCCGAUGAUGUCUACUCAGCCUCCCACAUUGCCCUUAUCACCGCUUAUCAGGACAUCAAGACGAGGCUGGCCUGCCUGGAGCGAGAGAACAGCAGCAUCAAGAGGAAGCUGAAGAUCUACGAGAUCAAGUUCCCUAUGAUCAGCGAAUUUGGGGAGGACACCAACUCAUACUGCUCCUUCGAGAGCAAGGAGACGGCACUGCUGCACUCGGAAAAUGGCAACUUGCAGCAGAGAGUCAACAUCCUGACCCAUGAGCUCCAGAAGAGGAAGGAGCGCGAGGAGCAGCUGGAGGAUGUGAUCCAGGCCUACGAGAAGAUUCACAUGGAGAAGAGCAACCUCCAGAGGGAUCUCGACAAGAUGACCAGCCUGGUGGAGAAGCACGUGGAGCGUAUCCUGAGCCUGGAGUCGGCUCUGAGGCAGAGGGAAAGCUCUCUGCAGAAAAUCAACAUGCAGCUGCACAGCAAAGACAUGCAGUACCUUCAACUCCACGCCGGCCCAGACACCCACAGGCUCGACUGUCCAGGCCUGACCCUUCAGAGCUCCCGCAGCCUGGACGCCCUGUCGGAUUUAAAGCUGCAGCAGUUGGAGGCGGAGCUAGAAGGGGCGCGGCACGAGGCCCAGGGGGCGUGUCAGCGGGAAGAGGAGCUGAAGGCCGAGUGCGAGCGACUGAAGGAGGAGAUGAGACAGCUGCAGAACAGCCAGAGGGAGAGGGAAAUGACUUCUCCGUGCAAGCAGUGUGAUGUGGAGUGGAUAAAGAAGGUGGGAGAUGAGCAGGUGAAUCUGGCUCUGGCCUACACAGAGUUAACCGAGGAGCUGGGUCGCCUCCAAGCGCUGAGCUCCAAGCAGACGGAGAUCCUGAGGAAAGCCUCGCAGGAGCAGGCUAGUCCAGUCCAGCGUCACUCUCCCAUCCACCACCAGCGCCACUCUCCAGUACCUCAGCGCCAUUCACCCAUCUCACAGCGCCAUUCUCCGGUCCCGCCUCCGUCUCACCACUCCCCGAUCCAACAGAGACGCUCCCCGGUGGUGCUGCAGCGCCUCUCCCCUGACAUGCACCGCCGCUCGCCCCUGCUGGACAUUAAUAACGGACCGGCCUCUUACUCCUGCCGGCCACCCACCCAGCACCUGCGGGCCAGCUUCCAGGGACGCCGCAGUUACUCCGAGGUUGCGGACCCCUCGGCUUACCAGUGCCCGCCCCGCUUCUCCCUGGACCCUGUCUCCACCCUGCCUAAACCACGGCCCUACGUUGAGGGCUAUGUAAAACAGCAGCCGCAGCAUGUGAGCUCUAAUCAUGGUGGACUGCAGCACAGGGGGUCGCCCUCUCCUCAUCAAGGUGGCGGAGGAGACGGAGGUCACGGGGAGAGCUCCAUGCGCCACUCAAGGGAGAUGCCAUUCCCGCUGUCUGAGGUGGCCCACCUUCGUUUUGAGCCGCCUCCACCUCCCACACAGGCCCCACAGCCCCCACAGUCCUCUGAAGAUGAGGAGGAGUGGACCUGCCCGCAUCCCAUCAGCCCACCACGGACGCUGGGUGUGCUUUCUUCAGCCGUGCCCAGUAGUGUCAUGAGAGGCCCGGCGUCCUGCUCAGCCUUCCCCAUCCCUCAGCGGCCUAACACCCUCAGCUGCCACCCGCAGCCAGGGUACCUGUCAGCGGAGCAUGCGCAGUCCUGGCCUUCAAUCAAUCUCUGGAUGGAGACCGAGGAGAGCGACAUGCGGAGCUGCCCUCUCUGCCAGCUGAUAUUCCCCGUCGGUUACCCUGACGAUGCCCUCAUCAAGCACAUUGACUCCCACCUGGAGAACAGCAAGAUCUGA